Molecule: messenger RNA, 2156 nt
Organism: Amoebophrya sp. A120
Lineage: Eukaryota; Dinophyceae; Syndiniales; Amoebophryaceae
Source: the annotation of a GenBank genome assembly
UCAACACUUGAUGCAUCACCUAUUUCUGAGACCGUUUUUUCUUGUUCUCCAUCUGGAGCUUUUGGAGCCGUAGCUGUUAGUGUUAUGUCGUCAAUAUUCGAGGACAAAAAGAUCAUCAUGGAAAUGCAAGCAUAAUUGAGGUCUUCGAUUUUACAUUUACUCUGUAGUUGGUUUCCUACGGAAAAAGUUGAAUUUUUUGAACAAAACGUCGCAGAUCCCAUACUCAAAACUUGACGAGAUGACCCGUUCUGUAAGUCGCAGUAAGUUGAAAAACAUUUCUGAUACAGAAGCACUUGUGCCCAUGAGGCCCACCAGCAACGCUCAUCUCACGGUCACUGGUUAUUUUCACUCAGACUUGACAUUGACUCACCGCUUCUUCUCCUGAGCGAAGCUCUCAGCAUCAUCCUGAAAUUAUGUGCAUCUGUUUGAUUCUGUAUCGGCCGAACCAUGCGCACUUUCCCUUCAUUUGUUGCCACAACCGGGAUGAAGACGCUAGCAGAGAAUUUUCCGAUAUGGCACUAUUGCAGGACGACGACGUAGAUUCUCUACCUCUAGUGGAGAAUGGGACUAGCACAACGUUGCAACCGCAAAAAAUCCUGUGCAGCCGCGACCACCAAGCGCAGGGCACCGCAACGGGCUUGGAUAUUCGUUCGGGGAAUUGGGCGGUGCUGACGAAUUGCAGGACGAAAGUGGCGGAAAAUAGCCGUUCGCAUCACCCCCCUGGCGGUCCGCCCGAAAAGGAACAUGCUGGAGGUCAUCAGUCCGACAUUGUCGCAGAUUCCCCGGACCACGAGAGUUCUGAACGUAGUACAGAGAAGAAGAGCCGCGGGCAGUUGGUGAAACGGCUAAUCUUUGAGAAUCCAUCGCUCCACAUCGGCGAGGAAAUCGCAGGGCACUACCCGCCGUGCCACGUCUGCUGGGGCAACAUCUACUCAUACGGGCCAGGUGGUGACACCACGAAGAUGGAGGCAGCGUCAAACACGAGGAGGACCCUGAAAUCUGUUUCGAACCAUUGUCAUGUCUUGCAGAAUAAGGUUGACGACGAUGAGAAAAGUGCUGGAGUCUUCAGGGGCUGCAAUCCCACUCUCUGCUACUGCUUGUCGUCCGCUGCAGCGGCUCUCCCAGAGGAAAAAUUUCUCGUUUUCAGCAAUGGUCCGGAGCCGGUUUUGGAACAGGACUCAAGCAGCACCGGCCAAGUGAAAUGCCGCGUGAUGCGAAAGCGAUUGCUGGAGAGAAAUGUUACGGACUGCACGGACCAAGAGGAGCUUCUCAGCAUACUGACCGAGGAAUUUUCCAACAGCGACUUUUUGGAACUGGAUUUUGCGUUUGGAGGUUGUACUUCUCGAGAUGAUGAAGGGGAGAUCGACAAGACGGAGAAUAUGAUCGAUGUUGAACAAGAACAAAUAAAGAAAAAGUUCAGCUACUCUCCUCUCCCAGCCAAGAUCGAGGAGAACCUGUGCCGCCGGAUUUGCUUCGACGAACCAGAGGAGGAAAUCUUGAAACACUUCAAACACGAAUUCCAAACGGUCAGUCAGACCUUCUACAUUUCCAAUGCGGUGGAAGAGGCGGUCUUUUGCUACUUCAGAAGAAGAAGGAAGAGCGAGGAUUUAACAACAUCCGGGUCAAGUAACGAGUGGGGAAAAUGGAAAGUUUUCAAAGUGCCGUGGGCCGGAUCUCGGGAAGAGUGUGUGGAGCUCAAGACGACGACGGCGAGCGUCUAGGUAGCCGCACAGCUGGUGGGUGGACACGGAAGUUGGCCUGCAACAAGACGACCCUUGUUAUGCUGCUCUGCUUCGGAAUCGUCCACCAUGUCAGCAAUGCCAAUAGCAACAUCAGCUGUGACAAAUAAAACUGUAUCAUGUAUGAUGAAGUUCUACGAACGUGAAAGCGAUGUUAAAAUUGGAGUAUGGAAAAAUGGAAAAGAGCGUCGAUAGUAAGAAAGAAUCACCGUCUAAGCUUGCCCUGUUCGCCUUCGCACAGUAGUUUGUCGUAAUCAUCAUGAUAUCGGUUCCGCUUUAUCAGCCGGCUUUUUGGUUUUGCAGAAUUAUUUGAGUGAUCAACUACAGAGCGAUAGCGACACGAGUUUGGUAAUAAGUAUCCGUAUCGGCGUCGAGUAGCAUCAGUUUCGCUUGAUGCAAUUGAUUCUAGCGAGGUUG